Messenger RNA from Bipolaris maydis ATCC 48331, 1074 nucleotides. The record is from RefSeq and is a predicted model, not a curated record. NCBI's taxonomy places the organism in Eukaryota, Fungi, Ascomycota, Dothideomycetes, Pleosporales, Pleosporaceae.
AUGUUAAGGUCUUUCGGAGCACGUAUAUUCGCGGGCAUAUUCGUCGUCGUCUUCCUCAUAGUUAUUUUCCACAACGAGGAAUCCGCUGGCACGGCUCUCCUUCCUUACCUGCCUGUCCUGCCAUCAACAGGCUCAUCGCAAUCCUCCUCACUCCUCCGAGCAUGGAUAAAAGAUCGAUCUGCUCUCUCUGAGAAAUCGUGGAAAGCAAGUCUCGACCAGCGAGAACAAAUGGCAAAAUCCCAUCCGGAUAACCCAAAGAUACCCUUUUUCCCCAUGGACUUUUUGAAAUACCCAUUCACCAUCUGGGACUUUUUUCCCCCGACCUGGACCUGUCCCCAUGACAUCCAGCGCGUAGGCCGCAUGGGCGACGGCGGAAAAUGGGUCUGCGGCAUGAGCGUCUACGAAGGGCUUCCCGCAGUCAAGGCCUCCGCAUCGGAGGAGUCGGCCCUCUCCAACGCGCAGGACGGCCUCGUAAUGUACAGUUUCGGCAUCAACGGCGAAUCCUCGUUUGAAGCAGAAAUGCUCGAGCGCGUGCCCAGCGCCCGCAUCUGGGGCUACGACUUCUCCGUCGACGCCUGGGGCCCGCAGAUUGCACCGAAACACCGCCACCGCACUUUUUUCAAAAAGGUCGGGCUCGGAAAGGAAGACGCGCAUGACGCCAGUCCGCCAUUCUGGACUCUCCCCUCCCUCAUGAAGCACAACAACCACACCUACAUUGACAUUUUGAAAAUCGAUGUCGAGGGUAGUGAGUACGAUGCGCUAGAUACCAUGAUGGACGCUUUCGACAAUGUGCAAUCCGCAUCGGGAAAGUCGGUGCUGCCAAUCGGCCAGGUCAUGAUUGAGUUGCACUUGGGCGACGGCAUCUCGAUCGACAACCAAGUCGGCGGCGGCAGCGUCGAUUUCGCCCGCUUCCGCAGCUGGUGGGAGCGUCUGGAGCGCAUGGGCAUGCGCCCCGUGUGGAUGGAGAUCAAUCUUUUUGCCGUUACCCUCGGCAAGACAAAGUCGAAUCCUCGGUGUACAGAGUAUGUCUGGGUCAAUGCCCGCGAUCAGAGGAACGUACUUUGGAAUGUAUAG